AUGGGAAAGGGAAAUGAAGACGCCGAUCUCCACUGCUCCUCCAUCCAGUGCUCCACUGACCAGCCCCCUUUCCAGCAGAUCUCCUUUACAGAAAAGGGCUCAGAUGAGAAGAAACCAUUCAAAGGAAAAGGCAAGACCGCCUUCUCCCAUUCCAGUGAGAAGCACACACAAAGGCAAGCAGGAUCAGAGCCCAAUCCAAACAAGGAGAAUUCUGAGGAAACCAAGCUCAAGGCCGGGAACAGCACUGCUGGAUCAGAACCAGAGUCCAGCUCAUACCGGGAAAACUGCAGGAAAAGAAAAAUCAGUUCCAAGGACAGCUGCCAAGACAGAGCAGGGAACUGUCCAGAAGAGGAGUGCAGCUUGACGUUGAAUAAAAAAUCAAGAUCCUCCACCGCUGUGCACAACAGUGAAAUCCAGGAGACCUGUGAUGUCCACCAUAGGGGACGUUCCAGGGUUCGCACUGGGCGCAGCAAGCGGCAUAGAUCUCGGGCCCUAGGAGUCCAAACACCGUCACUUCGAAAAAGCUUGGUGACCUCUGUGCGAGCUAUGUCAGAGGCUGUUUAUCAAGACCUAGCCCAGGUGUGGGCACAGCAGAUCCAUUCUCCACUGACCUGUGAGCAGCGGAUACUGCUCACUCAGCUCCGGGGGACUCUGUGUGCCCAGGUGCAGACCUUGUAUUCCAUGGCCACCCAGGCAGCUUAUGUCUUCCCUGCUGAGAGCUGGCUUGUCCCAGCCACACUGCCUGGUCCUGGGGAUUCAGCCUUGGAGAGAGAAACCCAUCCCUUCCCUGGGCAGGAGAUAACUGAGCCUGUCAGUGGAUCAGAUAAGGCUAAGCUGGGAGCACCCUGACCCUAUUCAGCAGAGAUG
Messenger RNA from Pongo pygmaeus (Bornean orangutan), 867 nucleotides. Its product is annotated as protein FRG2-like-2. The record is from RefSeq and is a predicted model, not a curated record. The transcript is spliced from 4 exons. Lineage: Eukaryota; Metazoa; Chordata; Mammalia; Primates; Hominidae. The coding region runs from base 1 to 849 and encodes 282 amino acids.